CUUCACUUAUAUUUUCCAUAAUGUUCAGACCUUCAGUCGUCUUCUUUAAUAAAGCACCUAGUUAUAAGUAUUUAGUGUCAGUUUUAAUUCUAGGAAACUUGUGGAUGCAGAACCCAACCAUGCUUGAUAAGAAGAGUAACUGGGCUGAUAACGUUCCCCGUAUGUCCCAAAAGAAAUCAAAACGUGAAACUACGGGUUUCCCGGUGAAUUACAACACUGAUAGAAAUGAUACGGGCGACGAAAAAAUUAAGAAAAAUUCUGGGUAUAAUUCUAUAGCGGCUAAGUCCAUAUUUCACUUUCUCACACUGUUCGUACUUGGACUCAUUUUAUGGGGAUUACUAUGGUGCGCAUUUGGUGACAAUUGGCGCUGGGAUGGGCCAUGGUUUCGCUUGGCAGCAGUAGCUGUUGUAGCUUGGAGCAGCGGGCAACUGCUUCACGGUUUCACCACAUUGCCCCCAUUGUUAGCGGCACUACUCACUGGAAUAUUAGCUCGAAACUUCAAUAUUUUAGAUAUGCGGGAUUUCAUAGAGAUCGACGCCUUCCUAAGAAAAGUAUACCCUGUGCUUAUAUUGGGUAAAGCGUCACUUGGAUGGGACGUGAGUUACAUUAGAGAGAACUGGCAGCAAAUUUCAGUCCUAGGUGUUAUACCGUGGGCUGCUGAAGUUGUCACUGUUAUGAUCUGCACCAAUCUACUGUUGGGAUUCCCCUGGAUUUGGGGUCUUCUUUUGGGUUCGUUGUAUGCAUCAGUAUCAUGCGCCAUAGUAAUGCCGUCGGUUUGCCGCAUUAGCGCAAGCAAAAGUGGUGCGCGCAACUGGGCGCAGCUAAUCUGCACUGCUGGCGGUACGGACACGGCGCUGAGUGUCGGUGUCUACGGACUCAUUUACUCGUAUAUAUUCGUUGAAGUUGAUGACACUUACAAAUAUAUAAAAGCAGGGUCAACUUUGUUGGUGGGAGUCACAGUGGGUGUCAUCUGGGGCUCACUUGCAGGGCUUCUACCACAUACACUCGACUUUUACGUCGCAGAGAUGCGGGUGCUCUUCGUUUUACUCGGUGGCCUCUUUGGAAACUUUUUCUCAACACAGAUUGGCUGGGGUGGUGUAGGUGGAGUGGCGGUAUUAGCCUGCAACGCUACAGCAGCAACAUUCUGGAGGAGAGACGGCUGGAAGCUGAACAACAACACUGCAUCAACGGCCUACAGGGUAUUAUAUGCUGCCGCCGAGCCCAUGGUCUUUGCUUACUCCGCCACAUUUAUAGUGUUAAAUUCCGCAACCUGGAACACGUUCUUAUAUGGCCUGGCCAUCUUAGCGAUAUGCCUGUGCGUGAGACUAACCGUAACGGCUCUCGUAUGCUGGGAUAUGACUCUAAAGGAAAGGCUAUUUGUGUGCUGUACAUGGACGCCUAAAUCUAUUGUAGAGGCCGUAUUGUGCCCCGUUGCAACGAACACUCUGCUCAUGAAAAAUAAUCACGAUAAAGAGCAACUCGAGUACGCCGAAGACCUGAUGAGACUCAUCGUGCAAGCCAUCCUCAUCACUACUCCUAUUGGAUUCCUGCUUACCAAUCAUUUAGGCUCUUGGUUAUUGAAAAAAACUGACAAUGAAAGCGAAAUUGAUCCAAGAGCGCCGUGCAGAAAAUCAUUUAAUGAAGGAUCUCAAAUUGAAGAUGUCAAAUUAUAAUAAAUUAUAGUUCACGCCUUGUCGUGUAAUAUUGUUGUAUGAAUGUAGUUUCCUUCUAUUUCUUUCCGUUUUUGUGCCGCAUAAAGUUCUGUAGAAACAGUAAAUACCUAAUUUAAGGAAGACUAUGAGUAAAUAUCAUGAUUUUGAUUGUGGAUGUGUUGAUACAAAACAAAUGACUCGUUAAUAAUUCGUAAAUACAAUGAGUAUUAGUUUAUUCCCAUCUUAUUUACACACCUGCAACUGGAGUCAAAGUCAAAAAAUCAUUUAUUCCAUCAGGUAAAAUAUCAUUUUCAAGCUACGCUCACACACACAUUGAAUCAAAUUUGUAUGGAAUCUACUAGAACCAUGUUUUCUUUCGAUCUUUAUCUAAUACGUAGUCUUUAAUUUUGUGAUAUGGCUUUUCAAUCAAAACAUUAUAAUGUUAGUUUUAAACUUCGGAAAUGAUAAUCUUAAACAUACUGCACCUUACCUUACCUUACUCAGUUCCCCAUAAAAUUAUCAUUUACCUUAAUUAAACGAAAUGAUGGUACCAUGAGCUUGAACUUAGUUCUAAGGUUAAUAUUAUGGACGUCUUCUUUCUUAAUGAAAUUAUGUAUAUCUUUACUGUCGUGCAAAAUAUUUGAGUAAAUCUACGGAUGCCACAGACAUGAUUCGCUUUAACUAAAACUCCUUAGUUUGCAUAACUUGAGUUAAUGGAGGAGGUAUACAACAUAUAUUAAGUAUAGUAUGAUAUACUUUUUAAAUCUGCCCGAUUUAAAUCUGUCACCGAAUUAAAUUCAAAUUAUAAUAUUUUUAAAUGAUAUCGAAUUGAAAUGCAUCUACUUUUAUUAUUGAUUAAAAAUUGCACAAAAAAGGAAACAUUAAUUAAAAACGUGGCGAUGCAAUAAAAACCUGAGCAGGUAUAUAAGCCAUAGAAUGUUAAAUAUUUUUUUAGAGAUUCGCAACUUGCAAAGCACUAUUAACAAUUGAAAUGCAACACAAUGGCACAAGGACAGUCCAAAUGUAGCGAAAGAAGAUUAAAUUUCAACUGGUCAUCGUACUGAUGUUGUUUUUCACAGCUUAAGUAAAGAAAAAAAAUUUAAUUCGCGAAAAAGUACUAAUUCCUUACAAACUGUGCGAAUUUAAUAUUAUUUAC
Molecule: messenger RNA, 2808 nt
Organism: Hyposmocoma kahamanoa
Lineage: Eukaryota; Metazoa; Arthropoda; Insecta; Lepidoptera; Cosmopterigidae
Product: sodium/hydrogen exchanger 9B1-like
Exons: 11
Coding region: 21-1673 (550 amino acids)
Source: RefSeq, a predicted model, not a curated record